AUGGACGGUACAGCUGAAAACGUUGGGACGACGGUGCCGAGAAAACCACUUGCGACUGGAAGGGUGGCAGAUCGCAUUCGUGCUUUGGAGGAGCAGGCGGCGCGGCAAGCCAAGGUCGAAAGUAUGCCGACGAGGAAGCCGUUACCUGGACUGACCAAGCUGAGUGCGCAGGAUGCGAAGGCUGCGCAGGAGCUACGCACCAAGAGGAGAGAGAUGCGGGUUGCUGCUCCUCCGCCCGAGUCACCAUUGUACAGGUCUCAACUGGAUGAUGAGCCUUAUCUACAUACACCUAAGCCGACGAAACCUAUACCUAUACUGAGUAAAUCGUCGCCAGAGCUUACACAUCCUACGCUCUCGCCGCUGCCUCAAACAGCUACACCUACUGCACUGCUCCCUCGCACGUCGACGGCCGCCACCUCGGCCUCUACAUCGACUAGUCGCCAAUUUCUGCCGCCGUCUACAAGACCGACCCUUGGUUCAGCGCACCUAGCCGGCCCAUACAUCUCGAAUCCCAACUCUGCACUCCUCUCACCUUCAAUCUACCUCUCAGGUACAAGAGAGAAAUGCGUCCGCCACGGCCGUAAGCACAAACCUACCCAGGACCAGAUUGCGAAGGGUAGGAACGGCGCCUAUCAUCCUACAGGCUUAGUCAAUAUGCGACAGAUGGAAGCCACGAGUCCCUGGAUAGGACCGGACGUGCACUUUGACUUCAAUGUCCGACUCAGUGGAUCGCAGGGCUCUAGCGGUAGUGAAGGGAAAGGUGGUAAAACUGGUAGUGAGACUUGUCCGGAUUGCAAGGCCGAGUUGAGUAUUAGGAGGAGGGAGGAUAUGUGGGAUAUUAUGUGGCCUGUGCGUGAGGCUGACGGAGAGGACGAUGAUGGCGCUGCUGGCACAUCAACCCCGACGAAUAGUGGUGGUACAACGCCUAGGACCAGAAACACUGGUAGUGCGAUGCCUACGGAGAAGCGGGCAAUGGUCGACCACAAGCAAGCGUCGACACAGGACUAUCUGCGCGACUCGAUCGUAACCGGGGCCCUGGGCCAGGGCGUCUAUGCUGCUAUCAUAGAGCGCCAAGGCAUCCUGGAGAGAGUCGUGAUCAACAAGACAUCUAACCAACCCACUACGCUAGUCUUGCAGAGACUAUCCAAGGAGUUGCGGGCAGUCGCAGAAACCCUGGCAUCUACAAGCUCGAAAGACGAUCUAACAGGGCUGCGUCCUGCCAAUGAUGAUGGACGCGAGCGUACUCAGGCUGUGGAUACCGUGCACAACAGCCAUGAUGAGGAAGACUCAACCCCCGAACCGCCUGUGCAUUCUGAGACGUUCCACGAUGCUAGAGGAUUGAGCAAGGCUGCGCAAGAUCAUGUUCGCGAAGAGCAUAAGCAAGAAGUCAACCCCGCUGCUCUUCCUCCGGGAACGCAACAGACGUCAAAGCCCACCACCGCCAGAAAUGUUUCGGGAGCUGUUGCCGACUCUUCAAAGCCCAUUCCUGAGCUCGCAAGACCAUCUGGUAUGCCUGCAACGGCGGCGUCUGCGGCGACGAUGGUUCAAAGCAUACUCCCUAACAUCCAUAAGAGACCGCCUACAGCAGAGCCCCAUGAUCCUACAACGGGCGAGCACAACACCGCCUUGCCCUCACCUCGCUUUGUUGCGACGCCAGAUAUUCCAACGCCUACCCCAACAACUCCAACAACAUCUCUUUCCCCACCCAAUCCAAGCAAGAAUACAUCACUCGACCCAACAAAAGCACUCCUCGCCACAAUACCGAACCGCCUCAACCUAGCCAUCCCAGCCGACAUCCUCCAUAAUCUCGACCUUGUCGAACCCGCGCUCGGAGUCGCAGAACAAGUCCUCCUCCCUAUAGCCAAAAACCCGCGUCCUUACCAUCGUGGACCAGGCGAGCCAUCAAAACAUCUCCUCGCAGCAGUAGAGAAGCAAUUCGCCAGGCUCGAGAAGGAAAAGCAGACGAUGCGGAGUGGGAUGCGGAUGGAGACAGCGUCAAAUGUGGCUAAAGCCAAGGAUGUGGAAAAGGAAGUGCUGCGGAAAAAGGAGGGCAGUAGAAGCGAGAGCGGACUGGGGUGGUUGGGUGUCUGGAGAGGUGGUGGUGGUGGAGGGAGUUCGGAUCAUCUUGGAGGGCACUGA
Recurvomyces mirabilis is the source of this 2139-nucleotide messenger RNA. RefSeq lists its product as uncharacterized. The record is from RefSeq and is a predicted model, not a curated record. The transcript is spliced from 2 exons. Bases 1 to 2139 code for a protein of 712 amino acids. NCBI's taxonomy places the organism in Eukaryota, Fungi, Ascomycota, Dothideomycetes, Mycosphaerellales, Teratosphaeriaceae.